Hermetia illucens (black soldier fly) is the source of this 1445-nucleotide messenger RNA. RefSeq lists its product as uncharacterized. Lineage: Eukaryota; Metazoa; Arthropoda; Insecta; Diptera; Stratiomyidae. The transcript is spliced from 5 exons. The record is from RefSeq and is a predicted model, not a curated record. The coding region runs from base 139 to 1371 and encodes 410 amino acids.
GAAAUAUUAAACAGUCUUUCGUAUUGACGCCCCAGCGAGCCAUCUGGUUGAUGGCUCUAUUUUCUGUCGAACCAAAGUUCACAUAAUUGAAAUAGUUGUAUUAGUGAUUACAGUGUUAUAUUAAGAAAAAGAGUCACGAUGCUGGUCGACUUUAAUAAUAUCAACAUUCCCGAGUUCAUGGACUCUACGUUUUUUGAAGCUGCAUUUAAAAGUGGUUUUCAUGAAAAAGUCGUUGAAGUGAAGAACGUCUUCUUCACAAUGGGGCCCAAACUAGGGGAAAAUUACAUUAGCCAUAUUUAUAGAGCGGACGCAACCUAUAACGAGGGGGACGCAGAUGACAAAACAAUAUCCCUCAUAAUUAAAGUUCAACCCAGUGGUCCACUUGGGGAACGUUUCGGGGAAAUUGGAUUGUUCAGGCGAGAACGUGAUAUUUACGUACAUGCUUUACCAGAAAUAGAACGCCUGCUUGAUGGUGAAGCGAUUGCUCCCAGAUUUCUGUAUUAUAUGCCGGUGCCAGUUGAAACUUUUGUUUUCGUGGAUGUUACACCUCUGGGAUAUAUCCUUGCCAAUCGUGUUAAAGGCUUAGACGAGGAACACUGUAGACUAGUCUUCGAAAAACUAGCCAAAUUUCAUGCAGCUUCAAAGGUUCUCGCCAGGGAGCAACCCGAAGUAUUCCGGAUCUUCAGCAAAGACCUUUUUGCCGACAGUAGUGAAGACCAAAACAUGAUGCAACAAAGUUUUAUACCAAAUUUCGAGCAUUUGGCCAAAGUGGUGCAAACAUGGCCGGGCUUUGAAGAAACCGCAGAAAAACUUAACCGAUUCAUCUCGAUAAUUCCACAAAAUAUGGCUAAAUGGUGCGGGCCUGCCAAAAGGGAAACGAAAGUCCUUACUCACAAUGACCUCUGGGUGAAUAAUAUUUUGUUUAAAUAUGAAAAUGGAAAACCGAUCGAUCUUUAUUUUAUUGAUUUCCAGGGUUCAGUGUAUUCAAGCCCCGGUCUCGAUUUCUCUCAUUUCUUGUAUACGAGCCCCCAGUUUGAUGUUUUGGACCAAAAACGAGAUUUGCUGACCGAAGGGUGCUACUAUAAAACUUUCAAGUCAACCUUAGAGAAUUUAGGAUACAGUCCCAUUCCUACUUUGGAGAAUAUUUUGGAAGAAAUUGAGAAACGAGAAACAGUUGGCUUUGUCUGGUCUGUGGUGAAAUUGUUCCUUAUCUGCAUGGAUCCAAGUGAAUGUGGAGAAAACAGUUUAGAAAAUUUGACUGACAAAGACAAAGGGGACAGAAUUCGUGGAAUAGGAAUGUCUUCAAAAAGAUUUGUGUCUACUAUGCAAUAUGUUUUAAGAAGAAUGGAGAAAAUUGGCGUUUUGAAAUAAAUGAAGCACUCAAACACAAUAGAUAUAAAAUUUUGCAUUUAUUUCAAGAUGAUAUUAAAAUGCUUUAUAGUAAA